Molecule: messenger RNA, 452 nt
Organism: Thelazia callipaeda (thelaziosis nematode)
Lineage: Eukaryota; Metazoa; Nematoda; Chromadorea; Rhabditida; Thelaziidae
Source: the annotation of a GenBank genome assembly
AUGAAACCCAAAUGUGAGUGUGUGUUUGUUUACUACACAUUACACGCGCGGUCGUCCACUUCUGCUGUCGAUAUAACUUUGUGUUUGACACGAUCAUGUAAGCAAAUGAUUUCAUUGCAAGCAACGAAGAUUAUGAUCAAAGAAAUGAAAGAGAGUAACGGAUUUCUGAAGGUUGCAAACGAUGGUAAGAUUGGGAGUAAUUCAGUGGAGACAAAUAACAUGAUGCUGAACAAACCGACAAUGGGGGUUCGCGAAGAUUGCAGCACAAUUUAUUUUAUCACAGAAUUUGGUAGCUUUGCUACACUAAAGAUGACUGAUGGCGAGUUGGUGGAAAGUGAUUGCAAUGGAAUCUUAGCGGAGAAUUCACGCAAGCAUACAUUUCAAAUAGCAGUAAUGAUCGGUUGUCUCAUUGGUUUUAGUGGUUUAACUUAUAUAUUUUGCAGGAAGUAGAA